Diaporthe batatas is the source of this 1200-nucleotide messenger RNA. RefSeq lists its product as uncharacterized. The transcript has 10 exons. NCBI's taxonomy places the organism in Eukaryota, Fungi, Ascomycota, Sordariomycetes, Diaporthales, Diaporthaceae. Gene Ontology annotation, molecular function: protein kinase activity; ATP binding. The coding region runs from base 1 to 1200 and encodes 399 amino acids. Gene Ontology annotation, biological process: protein phosphorylation. The record is from RefSeq and is a predicted model, not a curated record.
AUGCUUUUGAGCAUUACUGGAACGGCCGCUAUCACUGGUGGAGCCGAGAGAACGGUGCAGGCAGGCGCAGGGAACACUAUAGAAGACUCCGGGUCCCGAAAAUUAGACUACAAUGUCAUGCCUUAUAUGCGCCCUCUGGGUUUCCGGUUGCUUAAGAUUCUGGGAAAGGGCGGCUUUGGCAUGGCGUGUUUGUUCGAGAUGACUGAUGUCGACGGGCAGAAGCAUCAGAUUGUUGUCAAGGCGGGUACAAGGAACGAUUUGAUGCGAGAACGAACAUAUCUCACUCGGCUGGCUGGAGCGAGGCAUAUUCUUCAGCAGCAAGUGAUACGGGGGUUACCUCCACCAGCAACUAUCGAGCCAACUCCGCCGCAUGUAUUAAACCUCUUCGGUGGGAAUCCUCCCGCAUUCAUCGAAGAGACGUUCAAUAUGAACCCAACCAUGGUGGGCCUGGAAUUUAUGAAGUACGGCGAUGUUCACAGCCUCCUACAAAAAGCCGGCAGUCACCAGAAGACAUGGAAAAGCGAAGAGCUUUGGUACAUCUUCCACUGCCUCGAUGGGCAUCCAGCCAAUCAUGACGGUACUGUGGUUCAUUUCGAUAUAGAGCCGCAGAAUGGCCACUUGCAUAACACGACACCUAUAUUCAAGAUAGGCGACAUGGGCAUCGCGCAAACGUUUACACAACGACAACGCCGCCAGCUUUGGCCUCUUCUGAGAUGUAGGAGAGUAGGAAAACCAUUUAUUUUCACACCGAUUAUGUGGCAAUUAAUCCUAGGCGUGUACCCUGAUGAGCCACCUCAAGUCGUUAAGCUCGACCUACCAAAUUUCCCGUUUUGGACUUAUGGUGGCAUGCUGUUGUUUGAUCAAUCUGAGUCAACGCAACGCAUAGACUUUGACCUACGCUUCGUCGUGGCCGCAUGCAUGUCCCACCUUCCACAAGCCAGGCCUACGAUGGUGGACCUUGAACAAGUAAUACUUCGGGCUCUCGGCUAUGACUGGGCAGCUCGAGAGACCAUGCCCGACGAGAAGUUCUCCAUGAGGGAGCUCUUGGGCCAUCCCAAAACCCGAUCCCAGUACCGCCUGCGGGCGGCGCACCUCCACAGAGGGGACCCAACGCACCACCUCCACCUCAGCCUCCACCUCCGCCUCCUCCGCCUCCUCCGCCUCCAUCUACGCCAGGCUCAAUCCUGGCGGGUUUAUUGA